This is a messenger RNA of Ictidomys tridecemlineatus (thirteen-lined ground squirrel), 1306 nucleotides long. RefSeq names its product placenta enriched 1 (gene Plac1). The record is from RefSeq and is a predicted model, not a curated record. NCBI's taxonomy places the organism in Eukaryota, Metazoa, Chordata, Mammalia, Rodentia, Sciuridae.
CACCAAGUUUGAGGCAAUAAUCCAAUGAAACCAAAAUUUGGAUAAAUAUUUCAAGACUCUUGGCUGGGAAGGAGUCGGCCUUGCUCAAUUACAAAGUUGGAGACACCUGGUGCAUUUGGGAACGACUCAUUUUCUUUACAACUUGCGAAUUAGAAAAGGGGGUGGGGAAAAGAGAGAGAGUGAGCGUACUCAGCCAUAUACAACUUGAAAAGCUCAGACAUUGAGGAUUCAAGUCAAAGGGACCAGCUUCAACUUUUCCCCAUCCUUCCCAGACUCUACCUCGUGUUCCUAAGGAGAAAACAGGACUAACAGCCUCAGAGGUCUCAAAGAAAAUCAAGGACUCAUUUUUCAUAACUGCCUUCACCAGCGAGCACAAAGCCACAUUUCAAGAGACUGACAAAUUAUCCCCAGCUGCCAGAAGGAGAAAUCCUUGUUGGAAUCCUCCUGCUUCCUGUGGAUUGUCACCUGACUGGCUGCAAAGAUGAAAGUUUUCAACAUGGUCGGGGGCGUGAUCUUGUUUGCCUCUCUGUUUUCAGCCUGCUCUGGGCAAAAUCCCAUGACUGUGCUGUGUUCCAUUGAUUGGUUCAUGGUCACGGUCCACCCCUUUAUGUUGAACAAUGAUGUCUAUGUACACUUCUAUGAGCUGCACUUGGGCCUGGGUUGCCCUGCCAACCAUGUUCAGCCACAUUUCUACCAGUUUACCUACCGUGUUACUGAAUGUGGCAUCAGAGUCAAGGCUGUCUCUCAGGAUAUGGUUAUCUACAGCACUGAGUUGCACUAUGCUUCUAAGGGUACCUCCUCUAAGUAUGUGAUCCCUGUGUCAUGCGCUGCCCCCCAACGGUCCCCAUGGCUUACUCUACCCUCUCCCUUGAGAACAGCCAGCGAUAGUGCAGCCGCAGCCAAGAAUGGUGACACAUACUACAGCGUGUUCAGCUUGUCACAGUCCAGCGAAAGGCCCAACUGUGACUGUCCACCUUGUGUCUCUAAUAAUCGGCGUACCCCGGCCUCACAUAACCAAGUAGAGGCUGAGGAGACCCAUCCUGUGCGGUCUUCUUACUUUCUUAGUGUUUGUGAAGACUGGUGUCUUCCCUCAGAUGAUCUGAUUGAACCCAUGUGAUAAGUAUGGGGUCUCUCCUGAAGAUGCCAUUUCUAGAAUUAGUUUGUAGUAUUUUCUGAUAUCAUAUAAAUAAAUGCCCUGUGAUCCUCUUAAGAGCAAUUUUGAGAAAUGGCAACUCAUGAUAACUUCUUGAUUUUGUAUUUUUAUACCUUUAUAAAGGAAAAAAAUAAAAUUCUGGUAGAAUGAAAA